CCAGUGUCGGUGGCCAUGAUGUCUCCACAGAUGAUCACCCCCCAGCAGAUGCAGCAGAUCCUGUCACCCCCUCAGCUCCAGGCCCUGCUGCAGCAGCAACAGGCCAUCAUGCUUCAACAGCUACAGGAAUAUUAUAAGAAACAACAAGAGCAGCUUCAUUUACAGCUCCUCACCCAGCAGCAAGCUGGGAAACAGCAACCCAAAGAGCAGGCACUUGGGAACAAGCAGCUGGCUUUCCAGCAACAGCUUCUUCAGAUGCAGCAGCUGCAACAGCAGCACCUGUUGAACCUGCAAAGACAGGGUCUGGUCAGUCUACAGCCCAGCCAGGCAACAGGACCUCUCCAAACCCUCCCACAAGCUGUGUGCCCAUCCGACCUGCCCCAGCUAUGGAAGGGAGAUGGGGCAGCUGCCCAGCCAGCUGAAGACAGCAUCAAGCAGGAGGGGCUGGACCUCACCACAGCAGCAGCCACCGCUACCUCGUUUGCCCCGCCCAAGGUCUCACCCCCCCUCUCCCACCACACCCUCCCCAAUGGGCAACCCACUGUGCUUACACCUCGACGAGACAGCUCCUCACACGAGGACACCCCUGGCUCCCAUCCCCUCUAUGGGCAUGGGGAGUGCAAAUGGCCAGGCUGUGAGACCCUUUGUGAAGACCUGGGGCAGUUUGUCAAACACCUCAACACAGAACAUGCACUUGACGACAGAAGCACAGCCCAGUGCCGGGUCCAGAUGCAGGUUGUCCAGCAGCUGGAGAUACAGCUAGCCAAGGAGAGUGAACGACUUCAGGCAAUGAUGGCCCAUUUGCACAUGAGGCCUUCAGAACCCAAGCCCUUUAGCCAACCGCUGAACCUGGUAUCAGGCUCCUCACUCUCCAAGGUGACUGUCUCAGCGGCUGAUUCGUUCCCGGAUGGUCUCGCCCACCCCCCCACCUCAGCUGCUGCCCCUGUUACUCCCUUACGCCCCCCUGGCCUCAGCUCUGCCAGUCUUCACAGUGGGGGCCCUGCCCGCAGGAGGAGUAGUGACAAGUUCUGCACCCCCAUCUCCUCUGAGCUGGCCCAGAAUCAUGAGUUCUACAAGAAUGCAGAUGUCCGACCUCCCUUCACCUAUGCGUCCCUCAUCCGACAGGCUAUCCUGGAGACCCCUGACAGGCAGCUCACUCUGAAUGAAAUCUACAACUGGUUCACCAGGAUGUUUGCCUAUUUCCGGAGGAACACAGCCACCUGGAAGAAUGCUGUUAGACACAACCUGAGCCUACACAAGUGCUUUGUACGAGUAGAGAAUGUCAAGGGCGCCGUGUGGACAGUGGAUGAACAUGAGUACCAAAAGCGGAGACCGCCAAAGAUGACAGGGAGUCCAACUCUGGUGAAGAACAUGAUCUCGGGCCUCAGUUAUGGAGCACUUAAUGCCAGCUAUCAGGCUGCCCUGGCCGAGAGCAGCUUCCCUCUCCUCAACAGCCCAGGCAUGCUCAACCCCGGCUCCACCAGCAGCCUCCUGCACCUGGGCCACGAGGACGUGAGCAGUACCGUAGAGCCCCUCACCAGCAACGGCAGCAUCAGCCCCCCACGCCUCUCCCCACCCCAGUACAGUCACCAGGUGCAGGUGAAGGAAGAGCCGGCUGAAGCUGAGGAGGACAGCCGGCCCGGGCCACCCCUGGGCCCCCCCAACCCUAGCACUGGGGCUCCUCCAGAAGACAGGGACCCGGAAGAGGAUCUGCCUGGGGAGGAACUGUCGUAA
This is a messenger RNA of Gracilinanus agilis (Agile Gracile Mouse Opossum), 1734 nucleotides long. It is a transcript of the gene FOXP4, whose product is annotated as forkhead box P4. NCBI's taxonomy places the organism in Eukaryota, Metazoa, Chordata, Mammalia, Didelphimorphia, Didelphidae. The transcript is spliced from 14 exons. Gene Ontology annotation, cellular component: nucleus. The coding region runs from base 16 to 1734 and encodes 572 amino acids. Gene Ontology annotation, biological process: regulation of transcription by RNA polymerase II. The record is from RefSeq and is a predicted model, not a curated record. Gene Ontology annotation, molecular function: RNA polymerase II cis-regulatory region sequence-specific DNA binding; DNA-binding transcription repressor activity, RNA polymerase II-specific.